GGCAAAGGGAGGGAGGGGACAGGAGGCGACCCAAGGCGCAGGGAGCCGGCCGGCUGGCCUGGGUCAGGCCUCAGGCCGCUGGAGCCCCGUGUGUCGCAGGCCACCGGGCAACCACUGGGGUACACGCUGCGCGCUGCGAGGGGUCCACCGCAGAUCCCAAGCCCCAAACUUCAAGUCGGAAGGGGUGAGACGCUGGGCAUAAAGACAGGUGGCAACCUGUCUGGACGCUGCCCUCCUCCCUGAGGACCGCCACCUCCACCCUACUGAAUCUCAGCCCUUACUCCGGCCACUAUAUUGCCUUUGGCCCGUGAUGAAGCGGGGAGGCGGUGGUCCCACGGCGGCCCCAGAGGCCGAGCUGGGCGACGUGCCCCUGGUACUGCCGCGGCCCAGGGCCUGUCCCGCUGACGUGCGGCUCUGCGGCCACCUUCGGAAGCAGAAGUCCCAGCGCCGCCGCUUCUUCGUGCUGCGCGCGGAUCCGCCGAGCCUAGAGUGCUACGAGAGCGAGAAGAAGUUCCGCACCGGCCGAGCGCCGCCCAAACUCAUCGUGAGCCUGGCGGGCGCGUGCACCAUCAGCACGCGCGUGGACGCGCGCCAGCGCCACCUGAUCCUCCUGUACACGCGUGACCGCAGCCUGGGCGUGGCGGCGGCCUGCGAGGCGGAGCAGCAGGCGUGGUACAGCGCCCUGCUUGAGGUGCGCGCGGCCGCGGGUCCCAGCUUUCACGAGGACCCCAGGGCCUGGAUCCUUGCUCCAUUUCAGGACGUCUGGCCCGUGACGCUGCGGCCCAAGGGACUGGGGAGGACACGAAGCCCGGGCAGCGGCCGCUAUCGCCUGUGCCUGGGUUCGGGGGUGCUGAGCUUGCUGCGGAAGCCCAAGGGCAGAGGCUCUCGGGACACCCAGGCUUCGCCUCCGCCGGCCCUGCGCCUGUCGCUGCUCAGCGUGCGCCGCUGCGGCCACGCAGACUCCCUCUUCUUCCUGGAACUCGGCCGCUCGGCGCCCACGGGCCCCGGGGAGCUGUGGCUACAGGCGCCGGAUGCCGUGGUGGCCCAAAGCAUUCACGAGACCGUACUGGCCGCCAUGAAGCGACUCGGGGAUGAUGAUGCCGGUGGCAGGACUGAGCCACUGCCAAGGGAUCCCCCGACGACGAGCUCUUACAGACCCUCUGUCUCCCAACCUUAUGCGACCCUGGCCUCGGCAGCCCAAUCAAGCAGCCUGAGCCAUCGCGGGAGCGUGGGUGAGAGGAAGGAGAAAGCAACCCCUGAGACACUGGCGGCGCUGGCGACUGCAGCUUCGCACCCUGGGGAAUUGGAGCUGGGCGGGGGCUACGUAGCCAUGGGAGCUGGGAGCAACUACGAGGCCAUGGGGGGUGGCCAAGCAGGUGGUUACAUGGUGAUGGCACCCCCGGGCCUUGCGGUGUUUGCCCAUGCCCCUCCCCACGAGCAGCUCCAGGGGUGCGGGGGCACUGAAUACGUGCCCAUGAGCCACUUUCUGCCAGGGUCCUUUUCCUUGAGCUCCCUGCCCGGUUCCUAUACGCCCAGGCCCAGGAGGCCGGGACCUUCUUUCCAAGGCCCCCCUCCCGCCGUCGGGGAAUGUUGGGGACCGACAGGGGCUCAUCCCUGCUUGCAACCACCUUCGGAGCUAGCAGGAGAGUAUGUGUACAUCAGGUACGUGGCCCCACACCACUUAGGAAUGAGCACUGCCAUACAAGACCCGGCCAAAAACCGCCUCAACUAUGUAGACCUGGACCUGGUCCCUCCAUUGGAGGCUCAAGGCGACACCCCGGGGUCCAGCAUUCACCACCCACACAGCUAUGCCCGCAUCGACUUCCAGAACCUCAGGGAGGUUCGGGUGAGGAGACAUAGGCAGCCCCCUCCAGUCUAGCUGACGGAUGGUUGGGGAGGAGGAGAGAGAAAACAGGACAAAUGCCUUCCUGCCAGCUCCCCUCAAUUCCUCCCCUCACCCUUCCAAACCUGGAGGGGCUCUUAGGCACCGCCUGCCCCCCCCACCACCCGCCCAGGACCUGUGACUUGCAGAGCUCUGAGCUGCCCUUAGGCCUACUGCCCACUCUGCUCCUUCCAGAUGUGGUGCCUGGGGAAUCUUCAGGAAAAGGUUCCCCAAGAAGCUGGAUUCUUUUAACGGAGAAAAUUCUAGAGCCACCCUCCCCUCUUCCUGCCCACAACCCCCCAGCAAAGCCCUGAUCCUUUCUCUCCUGGCAGAGUUCCUGAAGCAUGACUCCAGAUUCCCAGGCUGGCUGACUUCUCUCACGUGGACCUGUUCCUCCCUACCUGCCUUGUGUCUCCUCCCAGCCAAAGAACUAAUCCCCAGCCCCAGGGCUGAACUCCUAGGACCCCAAAGCAAG
Molecule: messenger RNA, 2357 nt
Organism: Prionailurus viverrinus (fishing cat)
Lineage: Eukaryota; Metazoa; Chordata; Mammalia; Carnivora; Felidae
Product: insulin receptor substrate 2-like
Exons: 2
Coding region: 311-1879 (522 amino acids)
Biological process (GO): insulin receptor signaling pathway
Cellular component (GO): cytosol; plasma membrane
Molecular function (GO): phosphatidylinositol 3-kinase binding; insulin receptor binding
Source: RefSeq, a predicted model, not a curated record